Messenger RNA from Diaporthe citri, 795 nucleotides. RefSeq lists its product as uncharacterized. The transcript is spliced from 2 exons. Bases 1 to 795 code for a protein of 264 amino acids. Gene Ontology annotation, molecular function: peroxidase activity. NCBI's taxonomy places the organism in Eukaryota, Fungi, Ascomycota, Sordariomycetes, Diaporthales, Diaporthaceae. The record is from RefSeq and is a predicted model, not a curated record.
AUGAGGGCCGGCUUCCUCUUUAUCUUUACACUCGUUGCUGAGAAAGCAUUUUCUCAGGCUCCGGAUCAGUUCGCACCGGCUGGACCUGGUGAUAUUCGCGGUCCAUGCCCUAUGUUAAAUGCUUUAGCAAAUCAGGGUUUCUUGCCUCGCAAUGGACAAAACAUUGACGAGAACACUACGGCUAAGGCCUUGGAUACGGCAUUGAACAUCCCACCAGAGUUUGGCAAGUUGCUGCAUAAGGCGGCAGUCCGGACUAACCCGACGGGCAACGUGACGAACUCGUUCAAUCUCGACCACCUUGCUCGCCAUAACAUCCUCGAACACGAUGCAAGCCUCAGCCGGCAGGACGCUGCGUUUGGCGACAACAUCGCCUUCAACGACACCGUCUUCAACGAGACCCGCUCGAACUGGCAGGACACAAUCGACGUCCAACAGGCUGCCAAGGCAAGGCUGGCGCGAGUGAACACCUCAAACAUGACAAAUCCGAGCUUCGGCUUCACAAAGAUCGGCGAACAGUUCAGCGUUGGCGAGUCAGCAGCCUAUCUUAUCGUACUCGGAAACAAGACAACACGCACGGCGAACAGGACGGUGGUGGAGUAUCUCUUUGAGAAAGAACGUCUGCCAACCGAGGUGGGAUGGACACGCCCAGCUGAGCCGUUGGGCGGGGCCGAUUUACUAACCACCAUGGACAUGAUCCGGAACGCUACUGCGGCGGCAACCGGCGCAACUCCCCAGCAGGCGAGGCGUAUGUUUAGUGACGAUAUUCAUGGAUCUGCGGCUCGGGAAGGGAUGUAG